Messenger RNA from Budorcas taxicolor (takin), 3406 nucleotides. It is a transcript of the gene LRIG2, whose product is annotated as leucine rich repeats and immunoglobulin like domains 2. Bases 209 to 3406 code for a protein of 1065 amino acids. Gene Ontology annotation, molecular function: protein binding. Lineage: Eukaryota; Metazoa; Chordata; Mammalia; Artiodactyla; Bovidae. The record is from RefSeq and is a predicted model, not a curated record. The transcript is spliced from 18 exons.
CGUUGACCACAGGGCCUGUGUUCUGUGUCCUCGGCCGCCGCCCCCGCUACCGCGGUGUAUCCGCCCCUCGCCUGCCUUUAGAGGGUACAGGCGACAGCCGUUUCUCUGGGUGGUCGCGCAGCCGCCAGACGUCUCUGCCGAGCUGCUUUUCCUGGCUGGCUGCUGUUCUCCGCUGGGUCCAGGCCGGGGGGGUGGGGAGUAGGGAAAAAUGGCGCCGGCGCCCCAAGGCGUUCGGGAGGAGCCGCUGCUGGAGUGUGGGUCGAGAUUGCUUUCCCGGCUGCUCUUCCUCGCUCAGGCAGUGGUGCUGCUGCUGCCAGCCGCCCGUGCAGGCCUCUGCCCCGUGCCCUGUUCCUGCCGCAUCCCGCUGCUGGACUGCAGUCGCAGGAAACUACCAGCGCCCAGCUGGAGGGCGCUGUCGACCUCGCUGCCCCCCGAUGCCGUCAGCCUGGAUUUGAGUCAUAAUCGGUUGUCUAACUGGAACAUCAGCUUAGAGUCUCAGACAUUACAAGAAGUGAAAAUGAAUUAUAAUGAACUAACAGAAAUCCCGUAUUUUGGAGAACCAACUUCUAAUAUUACUCUCCUCUCAUUAGUUCAUAAUAUAAUCCCAGAAAUAAAUGCAGAAGUGUUCCAGUUUUACCCUGCUCUCGAGACUUUAGAUCUCAGCUCAAAUCUAAUAUCAGAAAUCAAGACAUCUUCAUUUCCUCGAAUGCAGCUUAAAUAUCUGAAUUUGAGUAAUAAUAGGAUAACCGUCUUGGAGGCUGGUUGCUUUGAUAAUUUGUCAAGUUCCUUAUUAGUGGUGAAGUUAAACAGGAACAGAAUUAGCAUGAUUCCACCCAAGAUCUUCAAGCUACCUCACCUCCAGUUCUUGGAACUUAAAAGAAACAGGAUUAAAGUUGUGGAGGGUCUCACAUUUCAAGGGCUUGACUCCUUAAGAUCUUUGAAAAUGCAGCGGAAUGGAAUUAGCAAACUUAAGGAUGGAGCUUUUUUUGGCUUGGAUAACAUGGAAGAAUUAGAACUGGAGCAUAAUAACCUUACAGAAGUGAACAAGGGGUGGUUGUACGGCUUGCGAAUGUUACAGCAGCUCUAUGUGAGCCAGAAUGCUGUUGAAAGAAUCAGCCCUGAUGCGUGGGAGUUCUGCCAAAGACUGUCUGAACUUGAUUUGUCCUAUAACCAGUUGACCCGUCUGGAUGAAUCUGCCUUUGUGGGUCUGAGCUUACUGGAGAGAUUGAAUUUAGGGGACAACAGAGUCACUCACAUUGCUGAUGGUGUAUUUAGGUUUCUUUCCAAUCUGCAAACACUAAACUUAAGAAACAAUGAAAUUUCAUGGGCCAUAGAAGAUGCUAGUGAAGCCUUUGUUGGACUCACAAGUCUCACUAAAUUAAUCUUACAAGGAAAUCAGAUUAAAUCAGUUACAAAGAAAGCAUUCAUUGGUCUUGAGUCCCUUGAGCAUCUAGAUUUGAACAACAAUGCUAUAAUGUCUAUUCAAGAAAAUGCUUUUUCCCAGACUCGCUUGAAAGAAUUGAUUCUGAACACAAACAGUUUGCUCUGUGACUGCCAUUCGAAGUGGUUGCUUCAGUGGCUGGUUGAUAAUAACUUUCAACAUUCUGUGAAUGUAAGCUGUGCACACCCUGAAUGGCUUGCAGGGCAAAGCAUCCUGAAUGUGGAUCUGAAAGAUUUUGUCUGUGAUGAUUUGCUCAAGCCACAGAUAAGAACUCAUCCUGAAACCACAGUUGCUCUGAGAGGCGUGAAUGUGACUCUGACAUGUGCUGCGGUGAGCAGCAGUGAUUCACCCAUGUCUGCUCUGUGGCGCAAAGACAGUGAAGUCUUGUAUGAUGCUGACACUGAGAAUUUUGUUCGUUAUCAGCAGCAGGCUGGAGAAGCUCUGGAAUAUACUAGUGUCCUACACCUUUUCAGUGUGAAUUUCACAGAUGAAGGAAAAUAUCAGUGUAUUAUUACUAAUCACUUCGGUUCUAACUAUUCUCAUAAAGCCAAACUGACUGUGAAUGAGAUGCCAUCUUUUCUGAAAACUCCAAUGGAUCUAACUAUUCGCACUGGUGCCAUGGCCAGAUUAGAAUGUGCUGCGGAGGGGCACCCUGCACCGCAGAUUUCCUGGCAGAAAGAUGGUGGUACUGACUUUCCUGCGGCUCGAGAGAGACGCAUGCAUGUCAUGCCUGAGGAUGAUGUCUUCUUCAUUGCAAAUGUGAAAAUAGAAGACAUGGGGAUCUAUAGCUGCAUGGCGCAGAAUAUAGCAGGCGGUCUCUCAGCAAAUGCCUCACUCAUCGUGUUAGAGACACCCUCAUUUAUUAGACCCCUGGAGGACAAGACAGUAACCCGAGGUGAAACUGCAGUAUUACAGUGCAUAGCUGGAGGGAGUCCCGCCCCUCGCCUCAACUGGACCAAAGAUGAUGGACCUUUGCUGGUGACAGAACGGCACUUCUUUGCUGCAGCCAACCAGCUUCUCAUCAUCGUAGAUGCUGGGCUAGAUGAUGCUGGGAAAUAUACCUGCAUUAUGUCAAACACCCUUGGGACAGAACGUGGUCACAUUUACCUCAAUGUGAUUUCAUCCCCCAACUGUGACUCUUCCCAGAGUAGCAUUGGGCAUGAAGAUGACGGCUGGACCACAGUUGGCAUUGUGAUCAUUGUUGUGGUCUGCUGUGUAGUGGGUACCUCUUUGAUCUGGGUCAUUGUUAUUUACCACAUGAGAAGGAAAAACGAAGACUAUAGUAUUACAAACACAGAGGAACUCAAUCUGCCUGCAGACAUUCCCAGCUACUUGUCUUCCCAAGGAACACUGUCUGAGCCACAGGAAGGCUACAGCAACUCUGAGGCAGGCAGUCAUCAGCAACUUAUGCCUCCUGCCAAUGGAUAUUUACACAGAGGCACUGAUGGUGGCACUGGCACCCGAGUUAUCUGCUCAGAUUGUUAUGACAAUGCUAACAUCUAUUCCCGGACCCGAGAAUACUGUCCGUACACCUACAUCACUGAAGAGGAUGUUCUGGAUCAGACGCUGUCCAGCCUCAUGGUCCAGAUGCCCAAAGAGACUUACUUGGCACAUCCUCCCCAAGAUGCCACUACCCUGGAGAGCCUGGUGUCAUCAGCAGAUAGAGAGAGAUCUGCCUUUCCCACCAACCAUGAGAGGAUAAAUGAGAAGAAACCUUCCUCCACACAGAUGAGCAGUGAAACCUUGCAGCGGCCUCUGUGGAACAUAAGCAGAGAACCAGGUAUGCCUCAUCCUCCUUUUCCCCAGCAGUCAGUCCUUGAGUCAUCACAACUCCAUCAAAACGAGGGCCUGGCAGAGAGUGAUCCAGACUGUUCCACUUGCCCCACGCCCUGUCACAGGUUGCACGACCACACUUUUGAUUUUAGUAGGACUCGGAAUGUUCGCGAUGGCAGUGAGGGCACAUGA